CUCCUCCCAGUCACCCAACACCUCGGGGCCCGCCACAACUGGUCCAUUAUUUCAGACCUCGACAUGCAAACACAAUCUCCAGGGAAACCGAAAACACAAACGGAGCGGACCCCAGCGGGGCCAGAGCCUCACCCCCCCCCCCCCGCCCAACACGCUCGGCACCGAACGGCCGAGGGCGUCCUAAAGAGGCCUCCGCGUCCCCACCCCACCCGACGACGGGUUUCCGGGGUUAGCCUCGUUCGCCGCCACGACACCGAGGCCCGAAGCCCGAGCCCCACCCGGGGCAGCGCAGGGCCCAAAACCCUGGCUGGGAGAGGUGGCCGGGCUCCCAACGUCCCUGCCGGCGUCCAGGCCUCUCCAGGGCGGCCCACUCCUCGGCCUCAGGCCUCCGCUUCAACUAGACAGAGGCCGAGGCCUAGCGAGGCCCUGCGGUCUGCCUCACCCGGUUCUUUACCUUGUGUGGGGUUGGGGGCAGGGCGGCAAGAAGGGGUCGGGACGGCGACAGCGGCGGCAGCAAAAGGAAAAAAAAAAAUCUCCGCGGCAACAACAGGGCGACUAGAUCUGAAACAGAACUUGCUCGGCGAUGAGGGGGAAGGGAAAAAAGCUGGAGACUGGAAGGAGGAAAAGACAGAAGCGGGAAAUAUGGAGUUAGAGGAACAGAUAAAAUGACCCUGAUGGAAGAAUCAGAUCCAGAAUGUGAGACAUUCCAUAAGAAAACGCCUAAAUUCUUCAAAAGGAUACUUACACCAGACAACCUGAGUAGCUGGGGAUAUAUGUACCCAAAUGUAAAGAGCAAAAAGGAGACAGUGAACACAACUUCUUUCCAGAAACCAAAAUAAGCCCCAGAUUUUUGCCCCAUGAAAACUAAUGCACAUAGUUUGAUACGGUCACAUUUAACCAUUUUAUUGAUAAUAGUGUCAGCAGUUGCAAAGAACUGUACAAUGGAGGCCUCAAUGCUCAAAGAACCCAUUAGGUGGCAGUGGGGACACAGGCAUCUUUUGAUGUCUGAUUACAGCCCGCCCCCGCCCAUGCUUCCUCCAGUUAUGGAGCCUUAGGGAAGGUCAGGCAGCUUUUCAGGGGAGGCAAACAACCAGAGAAAACAAAACAAACAGAAGUUAUGGCCUAUAGUAUCCAACAGAUGAGGAACUGUUGGUCAUCUGGACUCAACUCCUGUUCUUGAUUUUAACAUGUUUUUAUUUGUCCUUGUUAUGAUUCUUUCAGUAAAAUAACUUUAUACCUAA
Herpailurus yagouaroundi (jaguarundi) is the source of this 1241-nucleotide messenger RNA. Its product is annotated as translation initiation factor IF-2-like. The transcript is spliced from 3 exons. The record is from RefSeq and is a predicted model, not a curated record. NCBI's taxonomy places the organism in Eukaryota, Metazoa, Chordata, Mammalia, Carnivora, Felidae. The coding region runs from base 64 to 669 and encodes 201 amino acids.